AUGGGCAGUUAUGACGCUGCAAGCGACAAACUGUACGAGGGCCUGGACACCCUUCUGGCGACUGUGUCGAAGGCGGACAAGUUGAUUGUCCUUGGUGACUUUCACACCCCCGUCGGCACAGACCAUGCUGCCUGGAGAGGAGUGCUGGGUCCCCAUGGUCUCAACGGCUUCAAUGAAAAUGGCCUGCUCCUGCUACGAACACCGGCUCACACUGACCAACACCUACUUCCGCCUCCCGAUGUCAGAGAAGGCCAUCUGGAUGCACCCUCGUCGUGA
Spirometra erinaceieuropaei is the source of this 276-nucleotide messenger RNA. The record is from the annotation of a GenBank genome assembly. NCBI's taxonomy places the organism in Eukaryota, Metazoa, Platyhelminthes, Cestoda, Diphyllobothriidea, Diphyllobothriidae.